Lymnaea stagnalis (great pond snail) is the source of this 2826-nucleotide messenger RNA. The record is from the annotation of a GenBank genome assembly. Lineage: Eukaryota; Metazoa; Mollusca; Gastropoda; Lymnaeidae.
AUGCUGGUCAUCGUCGUUGUACUAUUCGCCAUCUGCUGGGGACCGAUCCUCAUCAACAACGUCCUUGCGGCCUUCGGAAUCCUGAACCCUCUCAACUACGAUUACCUUAAGCCGAUGCGGGCCGCCUUCUUUCUUAUGUCCUAUAUGAACAGGUAAGUGCCCAUCCACCGACAAAAUAACGUCCUGCACGUGUCAGAGUAUGUCAAUAACACUCGUUCAUAAGUUCAUGCGCCCCAAACUCCUCAGCGCCCACCCUUAUAUCUUAUAAAAAAAAAAAAUAAGGCAAGGGUUCUUACCAACUAAUGCCGUGACCCCAGGGGGCGUCAGAGGCAGUGUUAGGUGGUGCGCGUAAGGAUCAAGAAAAUGUGGUUAAUAUGCAAUUUUAUUUACAUGAUGAUAUAAUCGGGGGAGGGGGGGCUGGUGCGGGAAAUGUGUUUUAAAAUCGAGAUGGGGAUACAGUGGUGGAAACAAAUGAGGAGACCUUAAUAUAAUAAUAAUAAUAAUAAUAAUAAUAAUAAUAAUAAUAAUAAAGUUUAUUUGAAAAUCACGCUUCAUCACCAAAGGCUCGAAGCGCGGUACAUAGUCUAGUAUAUUAAUAGAGAAAUGAAACAAUCUAAAAUAUACCACAUUGAAAUACAAAAUGCAACAUUCUGAAAUACGAGAAUAACCAUUCUAAGUCUUUCAUACCUAGCAACCAUAAACAACCCAGGGCCGAUACACAUCCACAAGAUAAUAAGCUAGAUAGACAUCAUUCCAGCAGGCGAAAUAGAUAUGUUUUCAAAUCAGUUUUGAAAGACUCCACUGACUGGCUGUUUCUGAGAGCGACAGGAAGGGUGUUCCAAAUUGUUUGGGGCCAGCAAAUGCUAAAGUACGCCCCGCGUAAGUCUCAAGGCGAACACGUGGUACCGAGAAUGUGCGACUAUCAGAUGAGCGGAGUUGAAUAGUGGGUAUAUAGACAUGUAUAAGACCAAAGAGCGCACUUGUCUAAAACGAAUACACCCCUUAUUUGGUCCCAGCUUCCCCCCAGUUUUAGGAACCGCUGGUCUACAAGCCCACUGCCGAGUGUAUACAACAUCUUUGACAUAGAUGCUUACAAGUAAGGGUUAGUGAGAAAUUGGGAGAAUGUUAACUUCUUCACAAAAUUGUAUUUGUCUCCUCCCCCCCCCCCCACAAACCCACUUUUUUUUUUAAUUUUAAAACAAAUAUCCUUCUAACAACUUUUCCUUCGAACAGGUUUGUUUCGUACACAUUUCCGAUAAUCCUUCCUAAACACCUUCCCACCCCACCCCCUUUUUUAAACCAUAAAUCCAACACUGACGUAAUAAUGAGUUAUAUUUUGUAUUCCUUUUCUUGCCUGAUGUAUUUCUUAACUUUUAACACUAUGAUAGCGAUCUCAUAAGUUGACUUCUUUGUGUUUACAUCUGAGUCAGUGGCGUAGCUAGGGAUUUGGGGGCUUUGGGGUCUUGGCCUCUUUAGGGGCCCCUGCAUUUUGACAUUUGACAUUAUUUAAUGUAAAAAAAAAAAAUUUCGGACACGCCUUUGGGGGCCCACCUCAAAUAGGGACCCGGGGGGGGGGGGUCUUUUCUUAUUUUAAAAUAAAAACCUCCCCUAGCUACGCCACUGAUCUGAGUCCAGCUAGAUGCCAGCUGUUUCAAUUUAUUUAUUCAAUUCCACGAAACUCUCAGAGCAUCAACCAUUUUUUUUAAAUUUUAAAUAGUUAUUUUUUUUUGUAAACGUGUUGUUUCGUGUGUUUCUGCCCAGCUGUGUCAACCCCAUAGUGUACGCCUUCAUGUCCAAGAACUUCCGACAGUCGUUCAAAUUAGCCAUCUGCGCAUGCCUGAAGGGGAAGCCAUUCGUACGUGCCUACAGGUUCAGCACGUCCAUCUCCAGCACGCGGAUGUCUGUCAUCUCCAACGGUCGACUUCGGCCGGGGUCAGUCGUCAACAGGUGCGUCAGAGAACAGGGAUUUUUAAAAAAAAAUUUUUUUCUUUUUUUUUUUUUUGGGGGGGGGGGGGGAUCUAUUUAUUUAAAAACAUGCGUGAUUUUGGAAUAUUUAGCUCAAAAUGGUGUAUCGAAAGGAAAAGAUAGAAUAACUUCUGCUGGCCGAAUAUACAGGUACCUCGAUUUUGUCUAAAAUAUAUUUGAUUUUAUUAUUUAAAAAAUUCAUUGCAUGCAUUGACAUUUAAACUUUAUGAUCAAAUAGGAAAUAUUAAAUCCGUCGAUUUUAUCAUCACAGUUUUAAAUGGUCCUAAUCAAACAAGGUCAAGGUGAAGAAAACAUAGACGAAUACUACAACUGGUACCUUUUUUUUUUUUUUUUUUUUUGCUGUUUUGUUUUUGUUAAAGUGAUUCACAGGAGGACAGUUAGUUGACCCUACCGAGCCCAACCCAGCCCUUUCCCCAGCUUACGUAGUCAUUUUAUCCGUCGAUUUUAUCAUCACAGUUUUAAAUGGUCCUAAUCAAACAAGGUCAAGGUGAAGAAAACAUAGACGAAUACUACAACUGGUACCUUUUUUUUUUUUUUUUUUUUGCUGUUUUGAUUUUGCUAAAGUGAUUCACAGGAGGACAGUUAGUUGACCCUACCGAGCCCAACCCAGCUCUUUCGCCAGCUUACGUAGUCAUUUGAAGGAAUACAUGUGCAUGUCAACAGAGAAUUACUCAUCAUUUAUUAGUUUAUAUAGCAAAUAAACUUGUUUUGUAUUUGACAUUGCCGUACGUAAAAUUAACAUUUUCUAAAUAAAAUAGGCUUAUUCUGUGGGUUUUUUUUUCUGAUAUAUUUCCAGAGACAAAAGUAGUAGCAGUGGCAACGACAACACCCAAACACAAG